GCGACGGAAGUGGGAAGUCAGAGGAGGCUGUACCUGCUGUACAGCUGUGCUCCGUGGCUAACAGCUAACCUCCGUUGUGAAAGUAUCGGGAUCCGCUAAUUAAAUAAGUCAUCUCGACAGCCACUCUGAGACUCUGACUUUAACAUGGGAAAAGGUGGAGGCACAUUUGAAAGGCUUCUCGAUAAAGCCACCAGUCAACUGCUUCUGGAGACUGACUGGGAAUCCAUCCUGCAGAUCUGUGAUCUCAUUCGACAGGGAGACACACAAGCUAAAUAUGCCAUUGGGGCCAUUAAAAAGAAGCUGAAUGACAAAAAUCCACACGUGGCGAUUUAUGCACUUGAGGUCUUGGAGUCAGUGGUGAAGAACUGUGGCCAGACUGUGCACGAUGAGGUGGCGAGUAAGCAAACCAUGGAGGAACUGAAGGAGCUACUUAAGAAACAGACGGAACCAAAUGUCAGAAACAAGAUCCUUUACCUGAUCCAGGCCUGGGCUCACGCCUUCCGCAAUGAACCCAAAUAUAAAGUGGUUCAAGACACCUAUCAGAUCAUGAAAGUGGAAGGUCACGUUUUCCCCGAGUUCAAGGAGAGUGACGCCAUGUUUGCUGCUGAGAGAGCCCCUGACUGGGUUGACGCUGAGGAGUGCCACCGGUGCAGAGUCCAGUUUGGCGUUAUGACAAGAAAGCACCACUGUCGAGCCUGUGGUCAGAUUUUCUGCGGCAAGUGUUCGUCUAAGUACUCCACUAUUCCAAAGUUUGGGAUCGAGAAGGAAGUGCGUGUGUGCGAGCCCUGCUUCGAGCUGCUUAACAAGAAAGCUGAAGGAAAAGCCCUUUCAGGCUCUGCUGAACUGCCACCUGAGUACCUGACCAGCCCACUGUCCCAGCAGUCACAGAUGCCCCCCAAGAGAGAUGAGGCUGCCCUGCAGGAGGAGGAGGAGCUGCAGCUGGCCAUAGCUCUUUCUCAAAGUGAGGCUGAGGAGAAGGAGCGAAUGAGACAUAAGAACUCGUACUCGAUGUAUCCCAAAACCGAUCCCACCCCAGUGACUUCCUCAGCUCCCCCAGUCAGUACCCUCUACACUUCCCCUGUGAACUCCUCUGCUCCAUCAGCUGAAGAUGUAGAUCCUGAGCUGGCCCGUUACCUGAACAGAACAUAUUGGGAGAAAAAACAGGAAGAGGCUCGCAAGAGUCCCACCCCAGCCCCUGCCCCUGUGACAUUGGCUGAGCCACUUCCGGCAAUCAGUCAGCCCGUGGAAAGUCACGUCCCUGUCCAGCCUGUCAACAUAGUGGAGCAGCAGUACCAGAAUGGCGAAUCAGAGGAGAACCAUGAGCAGUUUCUGAAGGCUCUGCAGAAUGCUGUCACCACCUUCCUGAACCGCAUGAAGAGCAACCACAUGCGUGGGCGAAGCAUCACUAACGACAGCGCCGUGCUCUCACUCUUCCAGUCCAUCAACAACAUGCACCCACAGCUUUUGGACAUCCUCAACCAGCUAGAUGAGAAGCGAUUGUAUUAUGAAGGGCUGCAGGACAAGCUAGCUCAGGUUCGUGAUGCUCGGGCCGCUCUCAACGCACUCCGGGACGAACACAGAGAGAAACUGCGUCGCGCUGCAGAGGAAGCGGAAAGACAGAGGCAGAUCCAGCUGGCACAAAAACUGGAGAUCAUGAGGCAGAAGAAACAGGAGUACCUGGAGAUGCAAAGACAGUUGGCCAUUCAGCGCCUCCAGGAGCAGGAGAAAGAGAGGCAGAUGCGUUUGGAGCAGCAGAAGCACACCAUCCAGAUGAGGGCCCAGAUGCCUGCUUUCUCUCUUCCCUAUGCCCAGAUGCAGUCUUUGCCCCCCAAUGUCGCGGGAGGGGUGGUAUACCAACCCGGUGCUCCGCCCAGCUACCCAGGCACUUUCAGCCCCGCUGGUUCUGUGGAGGGUUCACCUAUGCACAACAUCUAUAUGAAUCAGCCAGGGCAGACUGCACCAGCACAGUACCAGGCUAUGCCUGGUCCUACCACAGAUCCCAAUAUGGUUAAUGCAUACAUGUACCCACCUCCAGGAACUAAUGGGCAGCCCGCUCCUCCGCCUGGUCAGGCUCCACCCACAACUAGUCCACCCUACUCCACCUAUCAGCCCACACCUACGCAGGGUUACCAGAAUGUGGCCUCUCAGGCGCAGAGUAUGCCCCCCAUGUCCCAGGCACCCCCCACUAACGGUAUGGGUUAUGGUUACCAGCCAUACAAUAUGCAGAACAUGAUUUCAGCAUUGCCGGGACAGGACCCCAAUAUGCCCCCCCAACAGCAGUACAUGCCAGGCCAGCAGCCCAUGUAUCAGCAGGUUGCUCCCCUGGUGGCCCCCGCAGCAGCAGCAACAGCCGCAGCAGCCGCAGCAGCAGGCACCUCAAGCCGUGCCGGGCAGCGCAGAGGCACAGCUCAUCUCCUUCGACUGAAGGGCCUCACGCUGCUGGGUCUAACACACUACAGCUCCUCUCCCUGUUUGGUCUCUUUCUUCCCUCUCUGGACUCUGAGGAUACCCUCUGGAAACACACACAUAAUUCCCACUUUCCACCUCGCUGUGAUUUUUGUGGCAACGUGA
Maylandia zebra (zebra mbuna) is the source of this 2571-nucleotide messenger RNA. The record is from RefSeq and is a predicted model, not a curated record. Lineage: Eukaryota; Metazoa; Chordata; Actinopteri; Cichliformes; Cichlidae.